This is a messenger RNA of Lingula anatina, 402 nucleotides long. RefSeq lists its product as uncharacterized. NCBI's taxonomy places the organism in Eukaryota, Metazoa, Brachiopoda, Lingulata, Lingulida, Lingulidae. The record is from RefSeq and is a predicted model, not a curated record.
AUGGUUCUAUCUGAUGCCCACAAUAACAAACUGUUCAUCCUCUCUUCACAUUGGGAAGUACAGCAAACUGUAGAUGUCAACAACCCAUUUGGUUUGACUCUCAGUGACAGCUGCACUAAGAUUACUGUGGCACAGGGUGACCAAAAAUCUUACACAGGACCUGAUAACAAGUUGGGUCAAGCCGGUACUGUCUGUGUUGACGCAUAUGACAAUAUACUGGUUACAGACAGUGAUAACCACUGCAUACACCUUGUAUCCCGAGAUGGCAAGUUCAUCAGGUUCAUAGCAACCAAAACUGACGGAUUAUGUAAAUCAUGGGCAUGUGCCAUCAACCAGGGUGGAGACCUGGCUGUGACUAAACCUGAUGGGGAAGUGAAAGUUUUCCAAUACUGGAAAAAAUGA